Molecule: messenger RNA, 810 nt
Organism: Brugia malayi
Lineage: Eukaryota; Metazoa; Nematoda; Chromadorea; Rhabditida; Onchocercidae
Gene: Bma-elo-6
Product: fatty acid elongation protein 3, putative
Exons: 4
Coding region: 1-810 (269 amino acids)
Biological process (GO): fatty acid elongation, saturated fatty acid; sphingolipid biosynthetic process; fatty acid elongation, monounsaturated fatty acid
Cellular component (GO): endoplasmic reticulum membrane
Molecular function (GO): fatty acid elongase activity
Source: RefSeq, a predicted model, not a curated record
AUGGAUGAGCUGAAACGUAUCGCUUUCACAGCACCAUUUCAAUAUGAAGAAGCAGUCCGUUACACUGGGACGUUGCGUAAUGUUGGGAUAUACGUUUCUGUACUCUACGUGAUUGCCAUUUUCUCUAUUAAACUUGUAAUGACUCGAUUUAAGCCAUUUCAGCUUACAGCAGCGUUGAACUUUUGGAAUACAUGGUUGGCAGUAUUCAGUGUGUUGGGAUCAUUUUUCACAUCAGUUGCUCUUUUUUCAGAAAUCUACAAUCGCGGUUUUGUGGCAUCAUACACGAAAAUAGGCGAUUUCUUCGAAGGAACCAGUGGUUAUUGGUCAUGGCUAUUUUGCUUAUCGAAAUUUGCAGAGCUUGGUGAUACAAUAUUGAUUGUAUUACGCAAGAAACCUUUGAUCUUCCUGCACUGGUAUCAUCAUGUGUUGACUCUCAACUACGGUAUCAUGUCUUAUAACCAGCAUACGCCUUACAACAGCUGGAUUAUAUGGUUGAAUUUCACGGUUCAUAGUUUUAUGUACAGUUAUUACUUCCUGCGAUCAAUUCACAUCCGCGUACCGGCAGCUAUUGCACGUUAUAUUACAUCCAUGCAAAUGCUACAGUUUAUUAUAACGUUGCUUAUCCUCAUGCAUGUUGGUUAUUUGAUGGCUAUUGGUGAAGCUGUCGAUGGAACGCUAAGCAUAUAUUUGCUCUGCUUGGGCAUGGAAAUUUCUUAUGUUAUACUUUUUGCUAAUUUCUACUAUCAGUCGUAUGUGAAGGGUGGAGGGAAGAAAUUCAAGGAAGAAAAAAUGGCGAUGAAAAAAGACUAG